Molecule: messenger RNA, 2774 nt
Organism: Vanessa tameamea
Lineage: Eukaryota; Metazoa; Arthropoda; Insecta; Lepidoptera; Nymphalidae
Gene: dlp
Exons: 11
Coding region: 188-2536 (782 amino acids)
Biological process (GO): cell migration; regulation of signal transduction; regulation of protein localization to membrane
Cellular component (GO): plasma membrane; synapse; extracellular region
Source: RefSeq, a predicted model, not a curated record
ACUUCAGCCGGCGCAGUCUUGCUGCGAUCGUCAUGGAUCGCAGUUGAAUCAUCGUGAGCCGUUUAUAUGGCGUAUAAACUGUCCAAAGUUUCAAUUAGUAACAUUUUAAUUUCACGUUUAUUUAUAAAAAGCUUAGUGGAUUAAGUUAACCUUUAUUAACAUUUAAUUUUAUAACUUUAUCGCGAACAUGGCUGUGAACGUGUGUUUUUGUGUAAAACUGUCGCCUAACAAAAAAUCGAUUUUUGGAUUGAGAAUGAAGAGCCAAAUAUUGUAUUUGGUAUUGUUUACCGGUUUCUUGGCGGCUGUUUCUGCUGCUGACACAGAAGUAUCUUGUGCAAAUGUGAAAAGUAUAUUUGAAAAGAAAGGAAUGUUGUCGAUGGUUGAUAUACAAGAACAACCGAAUUCAGAUGCCGGCGAACUGUGUCUCAACAAGGGAUGUUGCGGCGCGGGCGCGCGCUCACGACUCACGCAACAAGCCCGCUCGCAGCUCGAAGGUGCUCUUCGGAGCGAACUAAGCAAGUUGGCCGACAUUUUAUCAAAUAGAGCCAAGCGUUUUGAUGAGUUCUUUAGAAAACUCCUGCAGCUCUCACGGGAAGAGUUCCACGCCAUGUUCAAACGCACCUACGGCAUGAUUUACGAACAACACACGUAUGUCUUCGAGCAAUUGUUCGAACAAUUGGAAAGGUAUUACACCCGAGGCGAUAACGACUUUGACGAAAUGAUGGACGGUUUCUUCGGAAUUCUCUACCAGAAGAUGUUUACGGUGCUCAACUCACAAUACAGCUUCGACGAGAAGUAUUUAAAAUGUGUGAACGAACACAUGCGAGACAUUCAGCCAUUUGAAGACGUACCCUCGAAACUGUCUGUACAGCUUCGACGCGCUUUCGUAGCUACACGCACUUUCCACAAAGCACUGCGUGCUGGCGCGGACGUCGUCAGGAGUAUGAUGCAGGUGGGCGUUACCCAAGAAUGCGUGACAGCGUGGGCCAGACUUCGGUACUGCGGUACAUGCUCAGGGCAGCAGCAACCCGCCUGCAGUCGGUAUUGCCACAACGUUAUAAAGGGCUGUCUACCCACUCAUGCAGAUUUAGGCGAACAGUGGGACGCUUAUGUUGAUGCCGUAGAAAAAGUCGCAGACCGGCUACUUGGCCCAUUCAACAUAGCGAUGGUAGUAGAACCUAUCGAUAUUAAAAUAUCCGAAGCUAUUAUGAGCUUCCAGGAGCGCAACCAGGAGAUCUCACAGAAAAUCUUCUCUGGUUGUGGAAAACCAGUGUUGGGCGGGGGUGUCAGUACGGGCCCAUUCUUCGCCCCGGAUCGGAGUCGGCGUUUCGCACGAUCUGUCAUUCCAGACUUCGAUUGGAAUCACAAAUCUAAUGAUGUCGACGAUUUCGAAAUCGAGGCUUCAUUCGAGAGCCUUGUAAACGAGGACCCGUCAUUAAUAAGCCUUCGGAGCCCCGAGGGUAUUCGAAAAGCGACGGAGGAACUGGCCGAGCAGUCCAAAUCGAGGGAACGUUUCCUCCAGUACAUGAAAGGACAGAUUAAAUUAGAAGACUAUGAAGAAAAUGAGAGAAAAAAGAGGGACGCUGAUCCGGACCCCGCGCCCGGUGGCGCUGAGAUCGACUUCAAAUCAUAUGAAUUCGACGGCAAACGAGGUUCGAAGAAAAAGAAGCCGACGACUACCAAACCUGAAGAUGGUCACGGCGCGGAGUCAGGCCCGGCAUUGGAGCGGCUGGUGCGCGAGACGCGCGCGCGCGUGCGGGCCUCGCGCCGCUACUGGCUGCACCUGCCGGCCGUGCUGUGCGCCAGCACCAGCGUCACCAGCGCGCCUUGCUUCAACGGCUCGCAUGUCGCCAGCUACACGUCGAUAGCGGCGGGCGACGGCAGCGCGGCGCUGGCGUCCAACCCCGAGGUGCGCGCGGCGCCCGCGCCCGGCCCCGCGCCGCCCGCCGACUCGCUGCGCGCCUUCACCGCGCGCCUCAAGGACGCCUACAACGGCGUCGAGGUGCAGUGGAAGGACUCGGCUGAGGAUCUCCAAUCGGCUGCGGCAUCGGUUAACGAGUUUUUGGAUAACGGCGGGUCGGGAUCGGGUUCGGGAGACGACACGAACGACACCGAGGACCCCGGUGAUGAUGACGACAGGGAUUAUCCUGAAGGUUCCGGAGACAGCAGACCAGGGCUGGACACAACAGAAACCGAUAUAGAUAAUCGGCCACCGGAGAUACCGAAUGUACCCAGCAUUGUGGACGUUCCCGGAAACAACAAUGUCCAAGUGCGCGGUCGCGUGGACGAGCCGCCUGUCACCAACACCGAUGUCGCUGAGCGGGAAUUCGUCCCGCCCAGAUCAUACCCGACCCCAGACGAAGUCCCGUCGGGACCAGACCAGACCGGGGUCGAUGUUUCAUCCGGACCGGAUCAGGCUCAGGAACAGCCGGUCGCCGGUUCCGCAGACCGGCCGUCGUUGCAGACGGCGCUCUUCACCUACGCCCUCCCGGUCGUGUGCGCGUGGUUCGGAACCAUCGUGACCGAUAUCUUCUAAACGACACCUCGGUGACGUCACGUCGCGCAGUUAACUUAUUGUAGCAUAGGUAAUGCACGUAAUACAAUUAUUUAUUUCAUUUCCGACGAUCGACUGCGGUCGGUGCGCGGGACGUGACGUCACCGCGGCGGUGUCGUUCGCGGAAGCCAAGAGCUAGUCAGUGCGAGUGACGGUCGUGAGCCGAGCGAGUCGAGCGAACGCUCCUGUGAUAUGGACGAGUGACGGGUCGGUACCCGAA